CCCCCAGACCGCGAAAAGCAGAGUAACCUGAAUGGGCCUAGCGGCGGAUCAACUUCCCCUCCAUCCAACAUACGAGCUGACAUCGAGCAAGACUGUCCAGACCGAGUAUCUUGUACCUCUCGACCUCAACAUCAGCAAUUGGUAGCUUUACCAAGCAAAUCGCCACCCAUCAUGGAUCCGUCCUCGGGACGCGAUAGCAAUUCGAACUCGAAUUCCUCCUCGAACUCUCCCUCUACACCCGAGAACCCGUUCAUCCGAUUCAAGAACUUCGCCGAUACACAAAUCAGCACCUUGCUGCAAGGAGUCAUAGGAUUGCCUUCUGCAUUUUCGAAGAGAUCGUCCGAGGACGGUCGUUGGGCCGACAUAGAUGAGGACUUGCGUCGACGGGACCGAUUGCAAGCAAGAGAUAGGAUGUUGAAAGCGCAGCUUGAUAUGAAGUCUGCAAGUGGUGAAGAGAUACCAGUCCAGAAAUUGGCAAAACAACAGGUCCCGCAGACUUCAGAUCAAGUUCCUUCCUCUGGAGAAUUCUGGAAGGAUACCAAGAGUUAUGCAGGGCUUGAACGUCGAGAAGGUUCCAAUGUCGAGAUGGACUUGCCAUUAUACUCUCCCGUCACCAGAGAGCUCUUCGAUAAUGUCCGACGGCCAGAGUAUCAAUCGGAUCUGGACAGGUCUCGAUUGUCACCCGGAGAAAAUUCAUUCAAGGACUUUCAAUUUGCACUUAUGAACGACCUGUUGGAUAGACGGGAACCUUUGAGAGCAACACGGCUCUUAGCCUUCGAGCAUGUGAAGGACAAUCCUAGUCUUCGAUCCGACUACUCCCUUCUCCCUUAUUUAUUAUUUUCUCCGUACUCUCCCUUGAAACUUGAUGCAGACAUCCAUGGUUGGGGCGCACUGCCUGAUUCUUAUCCAGUAGGCCGUCCCUUGUAUUGCGCAGCAUUUGAUGACCUAAUUCGAACAACGCAAGGCUUGAAAGAGCCCCCCACACCCAUCUACCAGAUGUCACUGCCGUGGAGUACUACUGGCCUCUCGGAUUUUGACAAUUGGAGGUGGAUCAAGGAUCUUUAUCGUCGGGGGAUGCUACAGCAAAAGGGUUCGGUUUGGGCACCAAUGCCUGCGAGUCAAAUCUGGAAAGAUCUCGCUGUUCAAGAGGACUCUGGCACCGAACUUGACGCGUUCGAGCAAUUGCACAAGUUGAUGGGGAAUGGUGCUACUCUACUAGCAACCGUACAGAGCAUGUUCGAUGCAUUGAAUCCCGAAGAGCAACGCCAAUCAGGAUCAACGAAUCUCCAUGACAUGAUCGCACAAGCGCGAGAGCGAGCAAUAAUUGAAGAUCGGCAAAGCCAAUCUACCAUUCCUCCUAAACAAGAGAAGGACAAGAAGCAAGUUACAAACGAUGUAAGACCAGACAGAAUUGUCUCUACAAGCACCACCACAGAGCGAACGACACAUGAAGAUGGGACAGUCGAGACGUGUGUUACGAUUUGGAAGCGAUACGAUGAUGGCCGUGAGACCACUACCACAACCACUCAUACGGAAGAUCCAGGGUGGGAUGACAAAGAGCAACCCGACUGGCCUGAUGAAGCUGCCUCCAGACAGGUAGGAGAGAAAAAUCUCGAGGACGACAAGAAAGAUCAGAAGAAAGGUUGGUUCUGGAAUUGAGCAUAAUGAAUUGUAUGGAUAUAUAGUAUGGCGCUUCAUGGGAGGGCAGGGACAGGAAAUCGGCGCACUGGAGAUUGUAUAGCACGUAAAACUGGAGUAUGCAGCUCAACUCAAUAUUGUUGUGUCAAAGCAGGACAUCUGGUACAAUUUCGGUCUACUGUGGACGUAGUUUCUGCUCCUUUUUAC
Molecule: messenger RNA, 1845 nt
Organism: Mollisia scopiformis
Lineage: Eukaryota; Fungi; Ascomycota; Leotiomycetes; Helotiales; Mollisiaceae
Exons: 1
Coding region: 172-1659 (495 amino acids)
Source: RefSeq, a predicted model, not a curated record